AUGUGCGUCCUAAGGAAAAGUUGGACUUACUUCAGCCAAGUGCAAACCAGCAUGACACUUUGGACAAUGAACUCUACAAUUAUGUGUUUCUUUGAAGAGAAACCACCAAUGAGGAAUAUGGCUAUGCUGCUGCAUACCUUGACACUGGUGAUGUUGUUAGUGUUUACUUUAGCUCUGAUCAAGGAAGCAACUCUUUUGACUCCAUACAUUUUGGUUGGGGAGAAAAUUCUACGAGUACCCCAUAAAUAUCAUCUGUUCUCUCCUGUUUUCAAAGAUGACAAAAUUCAAUUCUUGGAGGAUGCUAGCCCUGCAAAGAAACUAAAGUCAAAUUCAGAAGGUAAUGUGAUUGGUGAUGAUAUCAAUGUGAACAAGCUUUCUGAAGAGUUCUCAGCAUUUGAGUCGCAGAUGAAGCUCCUGUUGGAUGUGGAAAUUUAA
Messenger RNA from Fraxinus pennsylvanica, 435 nucleotides. Lineage: Eukaryota; Viridiplantae; Streptophyta; Magnoliopsida; Lamiales; Oleaceae. The record is from the annotation of a GenBank genome assembly.